AUGCGCUUCCUGUGGUGGACAGACGACCAACUAUCGGGAGACCUGGUCACUUACCAGAUGAAGGUAUAUCUCUUUGGGGAAGUGUGGAGCCCAUCAUGUGCUGGAUAUGCACUACGACGAACAUUCCAAGACCACGGGCAAAGGCUCCAUGAAGAAAUUAAGAAAGCAAGUCGCAACUUCUAUGUCGAUGAUUUGCUUCUUUCAGUAGCAUCACCAGGGAAGGCGGCGAUAGUCACUCACCAACUGAGGCAGUUGAUGAAGAAAGGCGGGUUCAGUCUUACAAAAUGGAUCUGCAACCACAAAGGGGUCCUCGGAGCAGUCCCACAAACGGAAAGAGCCAUGGAAGUGAAAGAAGUACUUUUGAAGGAUGACAGGCUCCCAGCUGAGUGA
This is a messenger RNA of Homarus americanus (American lobster), 390 nucleotides long. RefSeq lists its product as uncharacterized. The record is from RefSeq and is a predicted model, not a curated record. NCBI's taxonomy places the organism in Eukaryota, Metazoa, Arthropoda, Malacostraca, Decapoda, Nephropidae. The transcript has a single exon. Bases 1 to 390 code for a protein of 129 amino acids.